UGAGUGCACGGACACAGAGAGCGAGAGAGAGAAAAGACAACGCCUGCUUAAAGUCAUAGACUACAUGUUGGAUCCAGUCAUGAACACAUGCAGCUAACAAGCUUCUGGCUCAACUGAUUUCUGAGUGACAGUUGUCCAUCGAAGAACUGAGAGGGCAGAAUGUCCCGACGGGACCAGAGGUUUCGGAGAGGAAUGAAGGGACGGUGUUGUGAAUGUGGCUGUAUCCUGUCUCAUUGGUACUACGAAAGAGAAGGACAGCUCUACUGUAAGAAGCACUACUGGGCCCGUUACGGAGAGCACUGCCACGGCUGCAAGGAGACCAUCACAACAGGACUAAUUAUGGUUGCUGGAGAGCAGAAGUACCACCCUGAAUGCUUCACCUGCAUGAACUGUGAAAUGUUCAUUGGAGACGGAGACACAUAUACGCUCGUCGAACGCUCCAAACUCUACUGUGGCCAUUGUUUCUGUCAAGGUGUAGUAUCAACUGUGAGGUCAGCCUCUCCUCUCACCAAGAGUCCACACAUGGUGGCACUGGUGUCUUUCCCUCCCCGUGCAGGUGGCCAACGAGGCCUGACUGUAGCCACUGACCUCAGCCAAGAGAAAGGCCUGCUUGUCACUGUCACAGGGUUAGACUCAGCUGUCCUCAGCCGUGACCUGCUUCCCUCUGUACACACUGGUGACCGAGUACUGGAGGUCAAUGGCAUUCCUGUCCGCAACAUUUCCCCAGAUGAGAUAAACCGUGUGAUCCAGGACACAAACAGACCACUGCAGCUGACCAUUGAACACAACCCACAGUCUCCUGACGAUCUCCCUCGCUUAAACAAUUCCCAGGACAACAUGACAUGUCCUGACCCUUGCGUACGUGAGAAACUUGCUACAACCCACAAACUCCCAAGUCUGGAGGAAGAGCCAAGUCCAGGGGAGGAGACAGAUGAACCAAUCAGGAUAAGCCUCUCGCCGCCUCAGCACCAAGGAACAAUGGGAAUGCGAUCCAGACACAUUCUGCGCAGCAGUAGUAUAGAUAAGUGUCCUCUGUCCCCUGGGGCACUGUCACUUUUAUCUCAAAGAAGAGACAUGGUUCGCUCAGAGUCUCUUCGUGUGGACUCUGGAGAUCGAACCCAUCGCAUCUUUAGACCUUCAGACCUCAUCCAUGGAGAAGUGCUCGGAAAGGGCUUUUUUGGACAGGCUGUCAAGGUAACACAUCAGGAGACAGGGGAGGUGAUGGUGAUGAAAGAGUUGAUACGGUUUGACGAAGAGACACAGAAGACUUUCUUAAAGGAGGUGAAGGUCAUGCGCUGUCUGGACCAUCCUAAUGUUUUAAAGUUUAUUGGACUGUUUUAUAAAGACAAACGAAUAAACUUCGUCUCUGAAUACAUCCAGGGAGGAACUCUUAGAGAGACCAUCACAAAAAUGGACAAAGAUUUUCCCUGGAAUAUAAGAGUUGGUUAUGCCAAAGACAUUGCAGCUGGAAUGGCGUAUCUACACUCCAUGAAUGUUAUCCACCGAGAUCUAAACUCCCACAACUGCCUGGUCAGAGAGAACCAGUCUGUAGUGGUAGCAGAUUUUGGACUAGCCAGGCUGGUGAUGGAGGAGAGGAAUCAUGGCAGAACAUCCUCUCUGGAACAACCUGCCAAGGGGACGCUACCAGAGCUCCGCAAGCCUGACCGGAGAAAACGGUACACGGUGGUAGGAAACCCUUACUGGAUGGCCCCUGAGAUGAUCCAUGGGAAAAGCUAUGAUGAACGGGUGGACAUCUUUUCGUUUGGUAUCAUGAUAUGCGAGAUAAUUGGCAGAGUGAGCGCCGACCCUGACUACCUUCCUCGGGCAAAUGACUUUGGGCUAAACGUAGGCAGUUUCCUGCAGCAGUACCACCCUCCACAGUGCCCCUCAGCUUUCCUUCCACUGGCUGUCCUCUGCUGUGACAUGGACGCUGAUAAACGUCCGUCCUUUUCAAAGUUGGAGGAGUGGCUGGAGAACCUGCUGAUGCACUUGGACAUCGGUCUGCCUCUGCUCUCUGAGCUGGAGCAGCUCCGCAGAGCCUUCUGGCAGACUCACAACCAGCAAAACCAUUUUCACAACCAGGACAGGACCGUUGAUUCUCAUGAACAAACCCACUGUUCACCGCCACAAAGACAGAGCCCAGAACCCAUGCAACAUUCAGACAAAACCAAUACACACACAGAGCCAAAUCACCUCAGUCAGAGCCAAGACCAAAAUACCAAACCUGUCAGUCAUUCAGAUGGACAGCAAUACACACGUGACAACCAUAACGAGAGGACCGAGCAGCACCACCUGACCGAAGAUUGUAAUAACCACUCACGAGACAAGAGCCAGACGUGUUGCAGAUCUGCAAGCACAGACUCAGGCACGAAUGGGUCUGAAACUUAUGAGCACAAUAACCCCUCAGGAAAACCAGAAACCCAGCACGAGCCCUCACAACUGCUGCAGGUCAACAACUCACUUCUAGGCAGAUCCAACAGACCCAGAAGGAUCUGCAGAGUGCUGUGGGACAGAACUACAGAGGAGAGUUCUUUUCUCUGACUGCUUAAUGUAAUGGCAGAGACAGGACACAUCUACGAAGCCCACAUUUGAGGGAUAAAAACACUAGAUGAAGACAUGUGUGCCUUUUCAAACAACUGGGAGAGAACUGAACAAAAAAGCUGUAUAGGGAGGACUAAUGCAUGAGGAUAAAACCAAUCAAUACAGAUUGAUAUGGGAUAUUUUGCAUGAAAAACAUGGAAAAGAUUUAUAUGCAGCUGGAUAACAAUUGCCUUACACAUUACAUUUGCCUCAUAUUGCUCUGUGAAACAGCAUUCAUGUGGUUUCAACUAGAGCCUGACCGAUACUGGAUUUAGUUGACACCUAUUCCAUACUUCAUUUCUUAAAUUCCACAAUCUGUCAGUGCUCUCUGGUGGGCAGACUACGUAAAAGUGACAGUGUCUCCAAAUUACCUCAAACGUAUCUUUGACAUUUCUGUACUACAAUUUCUCUUUGCUUAUCAGCUAACAUCUAUGAUGACAUUAAUAUGUCUGUAAUAAGAUAACAUUGGCUAGUUAGUUUACCGGUUGGGCUCCAGUAUCAACUUUGUGCAGAAGCUGUGAAACACAUGGCACUUUAUACUUUAAUCUAUAUCACAUGGGUCAAUUAUUUAUCAGAGUACCUCAUGCAUAUUCUGUAGAAAAUUUUCAGACACAGUCACACACAACACACUGAACUGUGCACAUUUGAAACUACAACUGCAUUAUGAACUAAUAGCUGAACUAAUAAAGAGAAAUACAAAUUCAUGUGACAAAUUUGAAAUCACUAUUAACAUUUUAUGUCUCACUAUUUAAUGUACCUCCUACCUGAUACAUUGCUUUUCUAAGGCAGUUCUCUGUAAUUUAACACAGAUGGUGGCCAACAAUUUAUUAUUUUUGAACUGACCUGAUAUUUUUGGUAUUCUGAUACUUCACUUAUGCUUAGAGUAACGUUACAUCAUUAAACUUAAAGAAAUACUUACAAAAACCUAGCCUAUAUAUAAACCAGGUAUCACACUCACCUCGUGCAGGCUUGACAGGUGGCUCUGAAAAAGUCACAAGGAAUUAAAUGGUGUUUUUGCAAGGAACAUAGCUGUAGUCAACUUUGGCUAGCAAUUUGCCUCUCGUGUAACUAGCUACUAUUAAUAAUGUCACAUCCAAAUCACACAGCUAACGCUAAUAUUAGCCAAGCCUCCCUG
This is a messenger RNA of Chelmon rostratus (copperband butterflyfish), 3715 nucleotides long. RefSeq names its product LIM domain kinase 1-like. Gene Ontology annotation, cellular component: neuron projection; cytoplasm; nucleus. Bases 160 to 2541 code for a protein of 793 amino acids. Gene Ontology annotation, molecular function: ATP binding; protein serine/threonine kinase activity; protein binding. The transcript is spliced from 15 exons. Gene Ontology annotation, biological process: protein phosphorylation; positive regulation of stress fiber assembly; actin cytoskeleton organization. Lineage: Eukaryota; Metazoa; Chordata; Actinopteri; Chaetodontiformes; Chaetodontidae. The record is from RefSeq and is a predicted model, not a curated record.